UCUCUCUCUCUCUCUCUCUCUCUCUCUCCCCCAAAACCUGCAACCCCUAAUCUUCCUCCUCCUUCUUCUCCUCCUCCCUCUUCUUUCCCAAUCAAGCCAAAACCUCCCACGCCCUCCUGACCCUCUCAUUCCAUCACCGCCGCCGCAGAUCUCCGCUCAGAGGUGCUGGGAGAUCUGUGACCCCAAACCAAUGGACCCCGCCGCCUUGAAUAUCACUCUCAAGCUCGGACGAGAGCCAAGAGAUGAAGAAGAACGCGAGCCGGAGCCGGAGCCGGCGAAGACGAGCGAGAACAACAGCAACAGAGCCGCCGGCUUAUCCGCUUCUUCGUCGUCGGUGUCGUCGCCGCCCUCGUCUCCUUCCUCCUCCGACGAGAUUCUCGAGUCGCAUCUUAAGUCGCAGGAGCUCGUGCUCUACGACCCCGCCGGAGGUGGUGGUGGUGGUGCCGGUCGUGGGAAUAAGAACCUGAGCCCGAGUCCUAUAAGCUCCAUUUCUCCGGUGAGUACAGGCGCUAGGGUUUUGCCGUCGGUCGGGGCGUUCACCGUGCAGUGUGCUAAUUGCUUCAAGUGGAGGCUGAUCCCGACCAAGGAGCAGUAUGAGAAAAUCCGGGAGCAUAUUUUGGAGCAGCCGUUUUACUGUGAGACUGCCAAAGAAUGGCGGCCGUCGAUUUCGUGUGAUGAUCCGGCUGAUAUUAAUCAGGACGGGAGCCGGCUCUGGGCUAUUGAUAGGCCCAACAUUGCUCAGCCACCGCCCGGCUGGCAACGCCUGCUCAGGAUUCGGGGAGAAGGAAGCACCAAGUUCGCCGACGUUUAUUACCAAGCGCCGUCCGGGAAGAGACUUCGAUCCAUGGUGGAGGUGCAGAAGUAUUUGAUUGAGCAUCCCGAGUAUAUGGUGGAUGGGCUAUCUAUGGCACAGUUUUCCUUUCAGAUUCCGAGGCCUUUACAGGAGAAUUAUGUGAGGAAACGUCCUGCUGCUCCUCGUUUGACAGCUUCUCCACAUGGCAGUAGAACUCUUGAUCCUACAAUAGCAAAUCCGAUAGCAUGGGCUGGUCCAGAUGAUACAGAGUUACAGCUGGGUUCUCCAUACUUGGAGGCUCAUGUCUCUGACCCUGUUGGUCGACCAACAAAGAAGCGAGCCAAAACAAGAACUCCAUCAAGGGUCUACAAUAGUAAUUUAAAUAUAAGCACAGAGUCGAGCUAGACAGUCCUAUUCAACUAGUUUUUUUUUUUUUGCUCUCUCAUGUCUUAUCAACGCUUGUGUUGGCUUGCACUAUGCUACAUACACUAUCCGGCGAAGAAGAGGAAGGAUGUUGAAAUUGUGAGGAGUAAACAACAUUUUGGGGUCUAGGGCAUUUUGACAUGUUGUAGGUUGAUGCUAAUCUUAUGUAAAAAGUACGGGAAAAGAAAUUGCAGAUCCUAUGAAGAUGCAUACUUGUCAAUUGUGCUUGUGCAGUAGAGCACUCUUUUUUCUUGAUUGAAUAUGAAUUAUAUUAUUGCGUAGUGUAAUGUCUGCAGGGUUUUAUCGGACUUUGGAAACAAUUUUCUGUUUAUAUGGAGAAUCAACUGUGCGGGUUACUGUUGGA
Molecule: messenger RNA, 1580 nt
Organism: Argentina anserina (silverweed cinquefoil)
Lineage: Eukaryota; Viridiplantae; Streptophyta; Magnoliopsida; Rosales; Rosaceae
Product: methyl-CpG-binding domain-containing protein 2
Exons: 5
Coding region: 191-1198 (335 amino acids)
Molecular function (GO): DNA binding; zinc ion binding
Source: RefSeq, a predicted model, not a curated record